Molecule: messenger RNA, 2701 nt
Organism: Coturnix japonica (Japanese quail)
Lineage: Eukaryota; Metazoa; Chordata; Aves; Galliformes; Phasianidae
Product: flavin-containing monooxygenase 3-like
Molecular function (GO): NADP binding; flavin adenine dinucleotide binding; N,N-dimethylaniline monooxygenase activity
Source: RefSeq, a predicted model, not a curated record
GCUGCAGGGCUCUGGCCCUGCCUCCAGUGCCGCACCAGAUAAAAGCUUUGCCCUUGGCAGGAAACGCCUCAAAGCUGCGGAUCCUCUUCUCCCACAGCUCCCACUCUAAGCUCUGAAGCAACACAGGCUGCACAGGACAUCAUGGUGCGACGCGUGGCUGUGGUGGGUGCAGGCAUCAGUGGGUUGGCAGCCACCAAGUGCUGUCUGGAAGAGGGGCUGGAACCCACCUGCUUUGAGCAGAGCGAGGACAUCGGGGGGCUCUGGCGCUACACGGAAAAGCCAGAGGAAGGCAGAGCUAGCAUCUACCGCACUGUCUUCACCAAUUCUUGCAAGGAAAUGAUGUGCUACCCUGACUUCCCUUUCCCCGAUGACUACCCCAACUACAUACACAACACACGGCUCCAUAAGUACAUCCGUGACUAUGCACAGCAUUUUGACCUUCUCCGGCACAUCCGCUUCAAGACCUUGGUCACCAAGAUAAGGAAGCGUCCUGACUUCAGUGCUACGGGGCAGUGGGAAGUGGUUACACAGAAAGACGGGAAGGAAGAGGCAGCGGUUUUUGAUGCUGUUAUGGUUUGCUCUGGGCACCAUGUCUACCCAAACCUCCCCCUUGCCCACUUCCCAGGGAUAGAGAAGUUUAAAGGCUGCUACUUACACAGCCGGGAGUACAAGGGGCCGGAAAAGUUCAGAGGGAAGAAGGUGCUGGUGGUCGGCUUGGGCAACUCUGGCUGUGACAUUGCUGUGGAGCUCAGCACCGUGGCCUCACAGGUUUACCUGAGCUCCAGAAGGGGCUCUUGGGUGAUGAGUCGUGUCUGGAACUUUGGCUACCCCUGGGACAUGCUGCUCAUCACCCGCUUCUGGACGUGGCUGGACAACUUUAUCCCCAAGGCAGUCAGUGACUGGCUCUAUGUCAGGAACAUGAACCAGCAGUACAAACAUGAGGACUUUGGGCUCAUGCCAGUGGAUGGAACAUCCCGCAGGGAACCAGUGUUGAAUGAUGACAUCCUCAGCCGCAUCACGUGUGGUGUGGUGCUGAUAAAGCCAAGUGUGAAGGAAUUCAGAGAAACGUCAGUCUUGUUUCAAGAUGGGACUGUGCAGGACGACCUUGAUGCAGUUAUCUUUGCCACUGGUUACUCUCACUCCUUUCCUUUCAUGGAGGACAAAUCCAUCAUUAAAAGCAGGGAACAUGAGAUUUCCCUCUACAAAUGCAUUGUUCCUCCUCAGCUGGAGAAGCCAACCAUGGCAGUCAUUGGGAUGGUCCAGUCCUUUGGGUCUGCCAUCCCAACAGCAGACGUCCAGUGCCGCUGGGCAGUCAAGGUGUUUCAGGGGCUCUGCAAGCUCCCCUCAGUCAGCGAGAUGCUGGAGGAGAUAGAAGAGAGGAAGAGUUAUAGGAUCAAAUGGUUCGGGACAAGCAACACGCUGCAGAUGGAUUACAUCACCUACAUGAAUGAGCUGACCUCAGACAUCGGUGCAAAGCCCAACGUGCUCAAGCUCCUGUUGACAGACCCACUACUGGCCCUGAAGGUCUUCUUUGGCCCCUGCAGCCCCUACCAGUUCCGCCUGACAGGGCCAGGGAAGUGGAGUGGAGCCAGGAGAGCCAUCUUCACCCAGUGGGACCGGACGCUGAAGCCCACGAGGACACGUGAAGCCCCCCCUGCCAGCAGUACAGUCCCCAGUCUGCUGGUGGUAGGGAUACUCUUUCUCCCGCUUCUCCUUCUCCUCACUGUUCUCUAUUGGUAGGGGGGUGGGGAGGGCUGCAGGCGUACCGAGUAGCUUCUGUGUACGGGAUGCUUUCUGCUGACCACCGUUUGUGCUGCUGCCUGACUCCUUGCCCAGCUAAUUCAUUGAGAGCUCCCCUAUAUAUAAUAUACAGCUAUAUAAACUGGUGUAACCUCGGUGCCUUGUGAAUUUGGGACCUUUCACAGCUGUGGCUAUGACAAAGUAUAAAAGUGUCAUCUCGUGAUUUUAUCUCUAAAUGCAUGUUCAGUGUGUGGUGCAAUUGCUUCAAUUCCACCUUUCUACAGACUUUUCCUAUAGUGGAGAAAUGGCGAUCACACAUUUGCCUGUUCAGUAAAUGUUUUGGUGUAAAGCAUAUGCUCUGGGCUAAACAAGCUUGCCUGCACUGGCCCUUCUGAGCAGACAGAGGUACCUGGGCUGGGUGACAUCCCAACCCGCUGCUGUGGCUUUAGCAGAGCAGGGAUGUGCCCUGUGACAGAAAUGUCUUUGGCUCUGUGCAGCACUGCUCAACAGCAGCUAAAACAUCCCUGAGUUACCAGUGCUAGUUUCCUUCUAAAGCCAAAACACAGCAUCAUACCAGAUACUAUGAAGAAAAAAUCAAUUCUGUCCCAGCUGAAAUGUGGAUAUGCUCAUCAUUUCAGAUAAGAGGACAAGUGAUUUUACUCUUCAUUUAGCAUUGUGAAUUGUAUUGCAUUUUGUGAUCAAUACGUGCUAUGGGCUGCAGGCUGAGCCAGGCAUCAGGCUUGAUGUGGGAAAUAACUCUAAACUGAGCAUUAAUAGCAAAAUGCUUAAACUAACUGCUAUGGAUAAUAAAAACAGAAGUAGCCAUUCAGUUGUGAAUUCCAGACAGCCCUUACUUCUUUCUUUAUUGCUGUACCUAGAAAGUAAGGGCUGGUUAUGACAUCUCCAUGGGCACAGUGCUUUCCUCAAGGGUGAAACCUGGAAUAAAACAUCAGAAUGCACA